This is a messenger RNA of Hemiscyllium ocellatum (epaulette shark), 3678 nucleotides long. It is a transcript of the gene tmem11, whose product is annotated as transmembrane protein 11. The transcript is spliced from 2 exons. NCBI's taxonomy places the organism in Eukaryota, Metazoa, Chordata, Chondrichthyes, Orectolobiformes, Hemiscylliidae. Gene Ontology annotation, biological process: inner mitochondrial membrane organization. Gene Ontology annotation, cellular component: mitochondrial inner membrane. The record is from RefSeq and is a predicted model, not a curated record. The coding region runs from base 55 to 630 and encodes 191 amino acids.
GGCAGCGAGGACGACAAGGAGGAGGGGAGAAGAAGAGAAAAAUUCCUUCCCUGGAUGCUGGUAAAAAUGGCGGCUUGGGGAAGGAGGCGCGGUAACACCGGGAUGAGGGAAAGGGGGCCACUGAAUUCAACAGACUGCUAUAUUGUCCGUGAAAUCUACAAUGGGGAGAAUGCACAGGAACAAUUUGAAUAUGAGCUGGAGCAAGCCUUGGAGACCCAAUACAAGUAUAUUAUUAUCGAGCCAACUCGAAUUGGAGAUGAGACAGCACGUUGGAUCACAGUUGGGAAUUGCUUGCAUAAAACAUCCGUCAUUGCAGGAUCAGUGUGCCUGUUAGCCCCUUUAGCACUGGCUCCAGAAUAUGCUCGUUACAUAACCCUUCCUAUCGGGGCCGUCAGUGUGGCCUGUGCAGCUCUGUAUGGUAUUUCAUGGCAAUUUGAUCCUUGCUGCAAAUACCAAGUGGAAUAUGACACAUGUAAACUCUCCCGAUUACCCCUGAACACACUCACUUCAUCCACGCCCGUGGUUCUGAUUAGAAAAGAUGAUAUUCACCGGAAAAGACUCCACAACACGAUAGCAUUGGCAGCCUUGAUGUACUGUGUUAAGAAAAUUUGUGAGAUCUGUGCAGUAUGAUUGGGACAAAUGGUGCUGUUAUAAUCUACCUAAUAGUACUGUUAAUAUGACAAAUGUGGUCAGUGAAGACUACAGGAACAAGGUCCCAAAUAGAUUUUUAGAAGUAUCUCCCCUUGUACACUGUGGUUUCCAGUCCACAUUUUAGUUUUGCCAAUCCCCAUGACCUUGAAUCACUCUAAAAGACCGUAGUGUAGACCUGACAUUUGAGAAUUCAAUAUAUGCAGAGCUACUGAGUUGUUUCAGGUGAUGAACAGGCAAAUGACUCUGUUACCUUCAUAUUCUGCAAAUUUCUACAAAAAAGGUAUUAUGUGGCUUUUGAGUUCUCCUAUUUUACAGUACAGAAAGAAUUCCCACAAGGGUCCUAAGUAUAUAUACAGAGUUGAACACUUAUAUUUUUAAAAUUUAAGUGAUAGCUUUGGUAGGUCUUGCCAAUUGAUAUUAAUGUAAUUCAGAAACAUUGCUGCAUGUGUAUUAUAAAAUGUGAUCUUCACAUUUGUUUCCUGUGCUAGGCUGCAGCAUUUGAGAUGAAAUAAUUUAACCUGACAUUCAGUUAUUACUUUAAUGGUGCAACUGUAGCAAGUUAGUUCCAAUUGAAAUUGUUACAUUAAAGACAGAAAAUGAAAUUCACUUGCAAAACAUAAAGUUAGUGUGUCUGGAUUUAAUGUGCGAUGACUCCAUCAUUUGUUUCUUUUUAACAUGUGGGUUACCACAAUGUAGUCAUGAAUGCUGAAGUUUUAAAGACUGGUGAGGGAGGUACAGCACCUAAAUGCUGAUCAGUAAGAUUUAAAUUUUGUCAACAGCUCAGGUUUGUCCCCAAUGGUUUAUCAUGAAGAAAAGUCUGAGCUUUGUUCUACCACUUUUCCUCACUGCUGCUGUAAGAAAUAAACAAUUGAAUUGGAGUUGGAAUCUGUGAAAAUGUUUUGAUGUGGUGAAACAGUUUGAAUUCCAAACAAAAUCUGAAAAAGUUUUGAAAUUAGAAUUUGUCUUCUUAUGCAUUCGAAUCUGGUUCUCGUUUCCCUGCAACCAAGCUGUUGCUAUAAUAUGAAGACAUUUUUAAAAAUUUGAUAAUAAAAGGGACCAUUUUCGGAUGUAGUCACAAUGUCACCAAGGUGUCUCAUUUUAAUUUUGGUGACAUUUCCAUCCCAACACAUGGGUCAGUCCUUUUACUGCAUGUUUUUUGAGUAUUUUGUUUUCAUUCCUCCCAGUAAUAUUUCAUUGGAAGCGACAUAAAGUUCUGAAAGGACAAUAUAGAGGAUUGGACAGACCCAAAUUGUGGGUUCCGGUUGUACUUUAGGAUUACAAUGCAAUAUAAGAAAGAAUUGCAUUUAUUUUCCUUAGCUUGUGUAAUUGAACUGGUAUUUAUACAAUGCAUUGAUGAACUUUGUGUGUACAAUGGGAUGAUGGUAUGUGUCUGAUUAAACAUGACGCACUUCAGGCAGAUAGUGUUGGGCAUAUUAUGCAAAUUAUAUUUUAUAGAAGUAACUUUUUUGAAAACUUUAUAGAUUUGUGUAUCUUGGAUCUUCUUAGACAAUCCAAUAAAGAUUAAGAAGAAUUGGUAUUGGAAUUGCUAAAUGACAUUACAAUGACUUAGUUAACUUUAUCCAACAGAUGGUGACGUUUAUGCUUUUGAAUGUGAAAUUAUAUGCAACUCUAUACCCUGAGCUACUGAUAUACUUGAUGUUGGCUGACACUAAAAUUUUUGAUAAAUACCUUUUUAUACCGGAAAUUAACAAAUGCUGAGCAGUCACUUUACUUAUUGCUUGGUGUGUGUUUUCCCAGCAAAGAAGUUAAUAUUUUCUGAAGUGUUUGCCAAGUACAAUCUGAUAUUGAUGCCACUGAAUCCAUUGAUAUGACAAAAUUAAAAGUUUUUUUUCUAUAUUUAGACACAUUGAGUGACAUGAAAGAAGGGCAUUCUGCAAAAUUAUCACUAAAUUUUGGCCAUUGUAUCUAUAUUGCUAAUGGUCAGCCUCGGCAUUUGUGACAUUCAUUCUCGUCCUAUUUCCCCCUUGCUCUCAUUUUUGCUUCUCCCUUUUUUCAUGCCAUUCUUACUUUGUACCCUCUCUCCAGGAAAAUUGAUUUGUAUGGCAUAUUUCAAUAUUGAAAGGAUCACGUCCCAUUCUUUACACACACCCCCAGGUGAGGUGAACAAUAGUGCUUUUCCAAGACUGAUUUUCAUCACCAGUACUAAAAGUAAAAUGAAGGCAAGAGAUAACAGAAAUUAUCUUUAUGCCAAUCAGUGAAUUUACUUCAUUUACUUGAGUCAUUUAUGUCAUUUUCUUGGUAAGUUCUUCUUUGCAUAUACCCCUUUACACCCUCGCCUCUGAGUCAUAGCAACUUAUUCACCAGGAGCCAGUAUUAUUUCAAUUACUGCCUUAAUUAAUAUUUGAAAUGUUCAACAUUUUCUAAACAAUACACCAUUGUCGUCUUUUAGACUUAAUAUGCUAAGUGCACAUUCAAUAUUUGUAAGGCAGUGGAAGCAAAUUAUGCAGCUGCCAAUGUAGUAAUAUAUACACCUAACUGUAAUAUUCCAAGUUUAACAAUUGUACUAUUAAAAUUUGGAACCGCGGGCUAAAGGACAAUGUAUGUUGAGGUUUUCUGUAUCCUGUUGAUUUGCCAGUGUUCCCAUCAGUUUUCCCAUAAAUACUUUAAUACGCUGGCUCACUUUUUGACAAAAUAGUUUUCCACAAUACAUUCUGUGAGCAACACAGUAUAUUUUUAAAAUUGGUUGCUCAUUCAAGGGGCCAGUGUCUUUUUCAAAAGACCUUUGACUAUGUCUGUUUUAUUACAAAAGGGCACAAUGACAUGAAAUGCAUUGAAGUAAAAAAUUGCAUAAUGUCUAUGCCUUGAGGUGAAAAUAAUAUGUGGUUGCUGUGACUGCACCACUCCCCAGCCAAGAAAUUGAAGAGAUGAUUGUGCCCCCUAGACAGUUUCAGUAUUCUUUCUCAUGUUUUGAAAUGUUUCUACUUUGCUAUUCUGUUAAAGUCUCUGCAUCUGCCAAAUUAGCUUACCUAGGUUUGUUAAAGUAUUGCAUUUCUUAGUGUUAAAUUG